This is a messenger RNA of Strongylus vulgaris, 933 nucleotides long. The record is from the annotation of a GenBank genome assembly. NCBI's taxonomy places the organism in Eukaryota, Metazoa, Nematoda, Chromadorea, Rhabditida, Strongylidae.
AUGUAUCGUCCAGAGAUCGUAGCACCUUCCACUGCUCAUCCAGCUCUGGACAAAGCUGCCAACCUUUUUGGAAUGACGGUUAGGCGUAUACCCGUAAGGGAGGAUGAUCGAGUACAUGCCGCUGCUGUCAAACGAGCAAUCGGGCCACAUACAUGCAUGAUUGUUGCUUCGGCGCCAAAUCACAUCACAGGGACUGUGGAUCCAAUCGAAAAGCUUUCUGAGGUUGCACAACGAUUUGAUGUCCCAUUGCACGUAGACUGUACAUUAGGUGGUUUUCUACUACCUUUCAUGGAGUAUUGUGACUAUUCAAUCCCAACGUUCGAUUUUCGAUUGCCCGGAGUCACUUCAAUUGCCAUAGAUUUGCAUCGCUAUGGCCAAGCUCCACGUUCUUGUUCGGUUCUUAUGUAUCGCGACCAGUCGAUGAUGCGCCAUCAGUGUUUUUGCAAUAGUGACUGGGCUGGGGGUGUUUAUGCGACACCAACACUUGCCGGUGGUCGUGAUGGAGGCGCUGUUGCAACUGCAUGGGCUACACUUCUAGGCAAAGGACGUGAUGGUUACAUAAAUGCCUGUAACCGCGUGGUUGAAACUACCCGCCGUCUCGCCGAGCUGCUCUCGGAUAUUGAUGGAAUAACGCUAAGGGGUGCAGCCGAUCUUUGCAUUGUGGCAUUUGAAACUAGUAUUGGAGACAUAUACGUUCUUGUUGACUUUAUGACCACAAAGGGAUGGCAUGUCGAUCCUCUUUUAUCUCCUGAAGCAGCAAGAGUCCCAAUUACACUGAGAAUGUGUGAAGAUGGUGUACUGGAGGCUUUUGUUGAAGAUGUGCUUGAAGGUCUUCGUUAUCUCACCGAAAAUCCAACGAAAACCACCAAAACUUCGGCGUUUUAUCAUAUGUUGCAAACGGUAAGUUAUCGCAUGUGGCUUUCUAUUCGUUGA